AUGGCGGGUGAGUCCUCGGAGGACAAGACCAUGGGAACCAGGAGCAUCAGUGGUGGGCUGUGGCGAGGCCGCCACCUUGCCUGCGUCGUCAUCCAGAGGUCGCCUGAGCUCAUCGUUCUGGCCUGUGCUACCCUGGCCACCCUGGCCACCCUGGCCACCCUGGCCGCCCUGACCACCCUGGCCACCCUGGCCACCCUGGCCGCCCUGGCCACCCUGGCCGCCCUGGCCGCCCUGGCCACCCUGGCCACCCUGGCCACCCUGGGCACCCUAGCCACCCUGGCCACCCUGGCCACCCUGGCCACCCUGGCCACCAUGGCCACUCUGGCCACCCUCACUUUGCCCGUGGCUAGGAGACCUGGAGCGCUCUGUGGUGGCAGCCGGCGGCGGGGAGGCCGGACCCUCCCGCCCCCAGGCGCCUUCAUCCCCGGCGUCCCCGUGCAGCCCGUGGUCCUGCGCUACCCCAACAAGCUGGACACCAUCACAUGGACGUGGCAAGGGCCUGGCGCGCUGGCCAUCCUGUGGCUCACCCUGUGCCAGCCCUGCAGCCGCGUGGAGGUCGAGUUCCUGCCCGUGUACCGGCCCUCGGAGGAGGAGAAGCAGGACCCCGCGCUGUUCGCCCGCAACGUGCGGCGGGUCAUGGCCGAGGCCCUGGGCGUCCCCGUGACCGACUACACGUUUGAGGACUGCCAGCUGGCCCUGGCCGAGGGCCAGCUGCGCCUCCCUGCGGACACCUGCCUGCUGGAGUUCGCCAGGCUGCUGCGGGGACUGGGGUGAG
Messenger RNA from Condylura cristata (star-nosed mole), 775 nucleotides. RefSeq lists its product as uncharacterized. Lineage: Eukaryota; Metazoa; Chordata; Mammalia; Eulipotyphla; Talpidae. The record is from RefSeq and is a predicted model, not a curated record. Bases 1 to 774 code for a protein of 257 amino acids. The transcript has 8 exons.